UCUCUGUUGGCGUGUCAUUCGGCCGCCAGCUGCCAACGGGAGGGAGGAGCAAUGACCUCCCCUCUGGAUCAGUGGUACUGGCUGAUCCGUCNUACGGGAUGUGCAGACAAAUUGGUCUUACGAUUACCAGAGGAGAGUGGAAUCGACAGAACUGGUGUCUUUUUCUCUGAGAUGAUCAAGAAUAACACCAGUACCAGGAUACAUAUCGUCAUCCUAGCCAAAGGAAAUAACGUUCACGUGCGUCCCAUUCAACUAACACAGACAGCAAAUAUCGGAGAAUUCGUAAUGCUACAAAUGCGCGAUGUUAACUCGCCUAGCACCGACUACAGGUGGAGGCAUAAUGGAGGUGUCAUCAUUGAAUCUUGGAACAACCUUCUAAACGUGUCAAUUCCAAACGUAACUGUGGAGAGUGAGGGGAUAUACGCCUGCUUUGCUUUAUAUCAGGAAAUGAAACAACUGCAUGGCAUCAUGAGACUAAUAGUUAGAGGUUGUCCCUUUGGUUGUUGGGAUCCACCUUCGUGUCUGAAAACCUGUCGUCGAUGCUACAACGGCGGUGUGUGUGAUGACAAGUCUGGUACUUGUGUAUGUCCUCCAGGAUUCAAUGGAGACAGUUGUGAGCGAGCACAUGGUCGUCAUAUUUUUGGCAAGACUGCUGAUCAGCGAUGUUCUAGCAGCACUGAUCCACACCACGACGCUUGCCGGGGGCGUUUGUUCUGUCUACCAGACCCUUAUGGAUGCUCCUGUGCUGCAGGUUACAAAGGAUUAGACUGCAUGCAAGACUGUGAUGAUGGGACGUUUGGUGCCGAUUGCAAGCAGACUUGUCACUGUGCUCCAGGAGGAACCUGCAGUAAAGAUACAGGAGAAUGCAGCAGUGGUUGUGCAUCAUCUUAUUUUGGAAGUAACUGUCAGUGUUCACCUCAGAAUGGCGUGCUUGGGCUUGAAGUGACGUCAGGCGACCCCCAUCAACUGUUCGUUACAUGGCAACCAGAUCCAUGCGCUUCCGGCUACGAAUUGACAACCAGGAACGAGUGUGAAGACACUGUAUCUCAGCAAUUGAUACUGGAAAACACUUACCAUCUCGUCACUGGUCUAGAGUUACCAUUAAGCCAUAGAGUUUACAUUCUACCAGUCUACCCAGAUGAUGAACGUGGACCUGAGGUGACAUUUCCACAAGCAACCAAGCCAACAGCAGCCCCAAGUAACGUGAAUUUCACCUCAGCAACACCAUACAGUCUGAGUGUCUCUUGGAGUAAGCCACCUUGUGGAAGCCGAGGUGGCAUCAUCAUAGGCUACACGUACAAACUGACUGAAGUAAGCCCGGAAUCCCAAGUAGUCAUUCGGUCAAUGACAUCAGAGGAAUCGGUGACCAUCGAAGGUUUAACGCCCCUGACUGAGUACAGUUUUCAGGUUGCUGCCAAUACCACUGUGGGAGCUGGACCGUACAGUAAGGCUUCAAGGGAGACGACACUGAAAGUACCCCAAGUGGAUGGCACACCAGUUCCUGGCUCAUCAUCAGCUGUCGCUGGGGGAGUAACAGCUACCGUUGUAAUCCUAAUCCUUUUAGUAAUAGUUGCCAUUGCGCUCUAUAAGAGACAAUCUCGUCCGACAAAGAAGCCGUAUGAUACUGAUGGAGACGUUUCACUAAAAGGAAGAGAUGUACAUUUCCUACCAGAUCCAGUACAGGAGACUCCAUCAAGCGCUCACGCUACAGUUAAUCCUGUGGAGAUAUGUCCUGAUCCACCACCCACUCCAAAGCCCAAGCCUGACCUUAAACCCCGCCGGGUCUCAACCAACUCACCAAAAGAGACCCAGGAGCAGCCUGUGGUGGACGAAGAUGAGGAAGAACUGCCCUACGCUGAGCUGCCCUCGGUACGAGAAGAGAACCUGGCAGAGUACAUCCGAAGCAAAGACAAGGCAGGCGAAAAAGGAUUCCCUAUGGACUUCAAAGGUUUGCCCAAAGGUUUGCUUCAUCCCGCUACCGUGGCAGAAAAACCAGAGAACAAGACAAAAAAUCGCUACGCUAACGUCCUUGCCUAUGACCACUCGCGAAUUGUUCUGCAGCCGUUGGGGAAUGAUCCUCACUCGGAUUACAUUAAUGCUUGCUUCAUAGAUGGGUAUGACAAGACAGACAAGUAUAUUGCAAGUCAAGGACCAAAUAAAGGAUCAUUAGCAGACAUAUGGCGUAUGGUGCGGCAGUAUGACGUGGAUAAGAUCAUCAUGCUCACCAAUCCCGUAGAGAAUGGCAAGGUCAAAUGUCAGCAGUACUGGCCGGAUACUGGAUCUAAGAUUUACUCUGACGUCCAGGUGAAAGUUGCAGAAGAAAAGACAUUUGUCGACUACACGAUUCGCCUUUUUAAGGUUGUCAGUGAUGAAGGAAGCCGUCUGGUGAAGCAAUUUCAUUUCAAAACCUGGCCGGACAUGGAACCCCCUGAGUACCCGACUACUUUGCUCAACUUCAUGCGCGUUGUGAACAAAGAGCAUAACAAAGGCCGAACUGUUAUCCACUGCAGCGCUGGUAUCGGCCGCACAGGGACAUACAUUGCUCUGGACUCCAUGCUAGAUCAGAUGCAGAAGGAGCGACGAGUUGAUGUGCUUGGCUUCAUUUAUCGCAUGAGACAAAAACGAACUAAGAUGGUGCAAACUCCGGAGCAGUACCGAUUCGUUUUUGAUGCCCUGCUAGCUGCCUCCAUGACUGGUAACACAGCAUAUGAAAUUACUGACUUUCGUCGUCAGCUGACUGCGCUUAAAGAGAAGGCCAAGGGUGCUAAGAAAACGGGCUUGGAAAAACAAUUUGAGACCCUGCUCAAACUGCUGGCAAUGAAGCGCAGUACGGAGCGAGAAACUCCGCAGGCUGGACUGCGCCCUGAGAAUGUGGACAAGAAUAGAUUUGCUGAUUUCCCCGCCAAGCAACGUUCCCGGGCAGUAUUGAUGACUAGCGUAUAUAAAAAUGACACCGAUUACAUCAACGCACAUUUCCUACCGGGCUACCACAAGAAGAGCAUGUAUAUCAGUACGCAGAUGCCUAUGCCAAACACCGUAGCAGAUAUUUGGCGCUUGGUGUAUGACUACAAAGUGGGUUGCAUUGUCAUGUUGAACCCGUUGGAUCCAGCUAAUGAGACUAUGUGCCAGUACUGGCCAGAGAAGACAGGUUCGACAAUAGAAUUUGGCCCACUUCUUGUCGAGCUAACAGAGACGAAAGAGUACGACAAUGUAAGACAGCGGGUGUUUACUCUGAGAAACAAGGACCACAAGACUGAAGAGGAACCCCGCACUGUCUGCCAGUUUGAGUGUCUAGACUGGCCCUCCGAUGCGGACAAGCCCACCUCCUUGCACGGAAUGCUAAAUCUCAUGGGACUUACUCAAAAGUGGCUUGACAAGGACACACCCAUCGUGGCUCACUGCAUUGAUGGCGUGGGUCGCAGUGCCGUCUACUGCGCCAUAAUGUCACUUCUGGAGCAGUCUAAAGAGGAGAAGCUUGUAGACGUGUUUCAAGCCGUGUUCCGCCUCCGGAUGGCACAUCACAAUGUGAUGUACUCAGUGGAGCACUACACACUGUGUUACGAGAUUCUUCAAUUGUACUUGGAUUCCAAUGUCAUCUAUGCCAACCUGUAGAAUGCUGACUUGCAGCAACACCUUCACUUCAAGUUGUUAAUUGUUAACAAAAUUCUACUAAGCAAAAUCGAAGCCUCCGUUUACAAAUUUAUUCGUGGUGGGAUUUGUUCUUCAGGUGACUGGGCAGGCAGUUUUUUUACGGGGAAAGGGGGGGGGGCUUAAGCCUUGAACAUUUGCCUUUUCCCCAUGCAAAAAUGAAAACAAAAAGUAGAGAGAGUUGAGAAUGUUUCAAGGGGGCGUCAUGUGCGAAGGGUCUAGCCCCUCCUUCCCCAAAAAGAUGGCUCCUAACCAGUGCCUGUGACUGGGUAUAUUGCAACUUGACCAUUAAUUAAGCACUGUAAUUUCAUUGCAGUAGAAGAUUUGUCGCUGUAAGUGCCUGUAUUAGCAAAGUUUGCGCUGUUGGCUUUUUUAUACUCAAUGCAGUUCUAGUUGCCCUGGGUGUGAAAUGAAAUUUCAGGUUGGUUCUAAAUUAACUUCUACUUGUAUCCAAAAAUGUGAAAGACAAAAAUCAGUUAGUUAAAUGCAAAUACAGCUUCUAAGUAAGUCUCAGUUGAAAAUCAAAAGCCCUUUGAUGAAAUACAUUUCUUGAAUGACUCAUACUUAUUAAAUAAUCAUGUGUGUAAUUUACAUGUGCAUUUCGCAAAAUUAGAUUCUGUUACCUCUAUUUGACGUGCAGUUUAUUUAUGUAAUCUGUGUAAUCGUUGUUUGUGCGAUCGCUCUCCCGUUAACUGUCAUUUAUCAUUGAUAUAAAUAUGGUAGACAGGUAAGAAAGGGUUUGCAUGUUUUGGGAUGCAUUUCCUAGAACCUGUCUUGAUGCAAGCUGUGGAACAGUUUAGUUCAACAUGAAUAUGAAAAAGAUUGUUUUUAAAAUCCUUCUCUUUACCUUGUGUGUGCUAUUUGUCAAGAUGUUUGCUUAUAAAUAAGCUUCAGUUAAGAUUGUGCUGAGCAGAGAGUGCACUGGUUGGAAUACGCUUGUACUCAUGUGCGAGAACAUUUGUAGUCUAGCGUUAAGGACUUUAUCCAUACAUCCCUAAUAAAUAUUGAUUUUCUGCAGCCAAUCAAUCACAACGUUUACUUCACUCGUGCAAAUUGUACUUACAAGUAAACAUGAAUAAUUAAUUAGAUGAACAGAUUGAUCAACUACAUACAAGAAAAGCAACAAGGAAUAAGUAGAAACCAUAAGACCACCACUUUCCUUUCGGGACCAUGUAAAGUUUUCACUGCAAGUGACCUAUUUACUCGGAUGUAAUGAUUAGCGGUCAAUAUAUUUGCUGUUACCAGUAAGCAGUUGCUUAGUUUUAAUAUGCAUGAAAUCUGUAAACGUUAAAAUGCAAUCCUCUACACAGAAUCUUUCCUUGAAAUAUAUUUUAGACGAGUAGUUUUAUUAGGGUUACACUUCCAUUCAAUGAUGCAAAUAGAAGAAUUCAUUGCUUCUCUUAUCACCAAAGAACAUUUAACGCUAUUGUGUAUCAGCAACAAAUUGUGCUUUUGGUAUCUUGAUAUUCUUGCGGUUUUAUAAUUGCCUAAUAAAAUAAAUUUAGUUGGUAAUGAUUGUUUUCAAGAUAAACUCAACAUAACCUCCAAUGCCCAUUGGCUAAACAUGUGAACCAAAUACAUCUACCGUUUCACAAUGUGUUUCUAACGUUCUAGAACUAUGCCGUAUGCCGAUAGGAUCAUGUGUGCAAAUAUAACCGAUAAACUGGAAAAGUAUGGAUGCAUUAAGAUAUAAUUCUCUCAAGGUCUAAGAUUGGUAUUUUCAACAGUUUUAAUGUUUUGGUCGAGCCUUUGUCGUUUACACAUGUGCAGCGUUGGCCUUUAAAAGUAAGCGUUUAAUUAUGCGUCAUUGAAUCUCGUUUAGGCUGACACAGGUUGUUUUUUGAAAGGACCAAGUUUUUUAGGAGCAAAGCCAAUUGGUCCCACGCAAAAGCUGAUAAGUGGUCUUUGUGGAAAAGUCCCGCAAGUCUUCCUUUGCAAUUUUCAUAUUCAGCUUUUCAGAUAGUACAUCCAGAUUGUCCAAUGCUUAUUUUGAAAUUCUUUGAUGUUGGUACUUUUCGCCUGAAAAUAAACCCUAAAACCAACCUAACACCUCAUGUUAAACCGUCUAUGAGAUAUCUAGCUCGAGCAGCAUCACAACUUUGCAACAUCACUUGAAGAAUACUUCCUUUUCUAUAGCGUUACGGGUUUGUCCUGGUCUAGGCUAAGGGAGACUUGUCCCUCAGUGCUCUACCAUAAGCUUGUGGAACUGAACCCACAACGGUGAAGUCCACAGUACUGUAAACCCAAUUGUUUGUUUUGAAAAUGUACAAGUGAAUGUUUUCAUAAGUUCUGUGGCUUUACAUCCAGACACAAAAGAGGUGAAGUCACAUUACGAUUGAGCUAGAGUUUGAAAGACUUGCAUCACUGCACAGUUCGAAGUAAUAACAGAGCUUACCUGAUACUCCAUAAAUUGAGUGAAGAAAUAAAUCAUAACAAGGCCUAGAAAGUCUCCGGUUUCUGGUCAGGGAUAGGCUCAAAAGUGGUGAGGGAACGAG
Molecule: messenger RNA, 6143 nt
Organism: Acanthaster planci (crown-of-thorns starfish)
Lineage: Eukaryota; Metazoa; Echinodermata; Asteroidea; Valvatida; Acanthasteridae
Biological process (GO): protein dephosphorylation
Molecular function (GO): protein tyrosine phosphatase activity; protein binding
Source: RefSeq, a predicted model, not a curated record